GCCGCAGUCAACAAACCUCAGUCUUGUUGCAUUAGCGGCAGUACAUUUGUUGUUAAAAAUGUAUCGGUUUGUGCUUUUCCUAACUUUAUUUUCCUACGCAGCGUCAAAGUCUGAGCUGUCAUGUAGGCAUAUUCGCGAAUUCGUAGAUAGACAUAAUUAUUGGAGGUUGAAAUUGGCGAAGGGAGAAAUACCUAAUCAACCGGCGGCAUCGGAGAUGAAGUAUAUUAUUUGGGACGAAGAGUUGGCAGCUAAAGCAGCUCAAUGGGCCUCCAAUAAUGAAUAUAAGCACAACCCGGAUAAAUCUGUCGGAUCAAAUCGCUUUUUUACCGGUGAAAAUAUAUUCUCGACAGCUUCCACUGAUCUGUCAUACAAGUUUGAACCAAGAAGUGUAGUGGAUUCCUGGUUCAGUGAACACAAAGACUUCAACUAUGGACCUGUGGAAGCUUGGCAAUUUGAGUAUUCUGCUAAAGAGACUGGUCAUUACACACAGGUGGCAUGGUCCGACUCUAUUUAUUUAGGCUGUGGGGUCUCUAAAGAAUAUAAAAAUGGAUGGCUCAAUUACUACGUUGUAUGCAACUAUGGACCGACUGGAAACUUGGGCAGGGCUCCCUAUCCCGCCGGACAGCCGAGUGGCCAGCUCGUAUGUGCCAACGACUGCAGUAGAUUCUACGGGGACAAGUGUUCCGUAUUCAAUAUCCAAAAACAGUCACAAAGAAAAGCGUUAAUCUGACUCAAUGAAAGGAAAUGGUAACGAUAUAUCCAUGGGUGAUGUCCCAUUGGAGAAAAAAUCCAAACUAAACCCACUUCAAGGGGAAUUAGAUCCUAACAGUUCAGACCACGUAGUAGCUAUGACACAAUUGAAGGAAACUAUUGCAAGUUUACAGAAAAAAGUGCAGCAGAAAGAGAUGGAAUUACU
Messenger RNA from Pieris brassicae (large cabbage white), 916 nucleotides. RefSeq names its product venom allergen 5-like. The record is from RefSeq and is a predicted model, not a curated record. Lineage: Eukaryota; Metazoa; Arthropoda; Insecta; Lepidoptera; Pieridae. Bases 59 to 730 code for a protein of 223 amino acids. Gene Ontology annotation, cellular component: extracellular region. The transcript is spliced from 8 exons.